UCCUCCCCACCGACAGAGCCAUGAAAUAAAGUUAGCUCUCCCGAAAGGAAAUCAGACCUUGCUGCUGUUGCAAACACUUUUCUCUGCCUUUUGCAGAAGACAACGAACGAGGUCGGGUGGACGUAAAGGGGAAACAGACUCCCACUACUUUCUGCGUGAUUUGUGUUGUUGCAUAGAACUGGCAUGGUUAUCUCUGUGAAGACUUGCGGGGUGUUUGACAGGGAGUUUCAAGGCAAGGCUGAGCUGCGGGAGGGCGGGGCGCGGGCACGGGUGCGCGCCCCCGCCGGGCGUCUGACGUCACGGGCUGCUGGCCGUGUCAUGGCGGCUGCCUGUCAGCGGCUGGAAGCCUCUUCCAUGUAAACAGCUCGACGCUCCCUCCUCUCCUCUCCUCUCCUCUCCCUCCCUCUUCCCUCCCUCUCCCCCCACCCUCCUGCCUCCAAACACAUGGAAAGUCAUGCCGGUGCCGAGCGGGGUGGCGUGGCCGGGGACUUAGCCGGAGCGGGGCCCACCGUUGCGAGGGGCGACGGCGAGCGGCUGAAGGGUCCGGACGGCCCGGGGGCGGCUUCGGGCCCCGCUGCUCCGUGUCCGUGCCGGCGGCGGGAUGAGGAUGUGGGAGAGGCGGAGGCGGAGGGCGCGCCCGGCGGGGAAGGAACAGUCCGGGACGGCCCUCUGCAAAACUUGGUAAACAAGAUGGGCGAAGUGAGGGAGGAGGCUGCCGCCGGGCCGAGAGAGGACGCUCCGCCCGGCCUCGCUCAGCACCACACGGAUCACCAGCCGCAGGACGAGUGCAGCCCGAGGAGAACCCCCGAGGGUGACCACAACCACAGCGCCAGUGACCAAAGCUUGCCUGGCGAAUCGCGAAGCAUUGACUCCCUCGAGUCCUUCUCCAAUUUGAACUCUUGUCCGAGCUCUGACCUGAACAGUGAGGGGACGGAAGACCGAGCCCUGGCUCUCGCUCUGCAGAGUGAAGAGUACAACAACAAGGACGGUCUUGCCAAACCGUCCGGUUCAAAGGAGAGAUUUCCCGGACAGUCAGUUUAUCAUAUUAAGUGGAUCAAAUGGAAAACAGAAAACACGCCCAUUAUUACACAGAAUGAAAAUGGCCCUUGUCCUCUGCUUGCAAUCAUGAACGUGCUUCUUUUGGCAUGGAAGAUUAAACUACCACCCAUGAUCGAAAUUAUAACAGCAGAGCAGUUAAUGGAGUAUUUGGAAUGUACUGGGGGCAGCCCGCAAGUGAUGCCGCUCUUCCAGCACCAACAUAGCAUGCCCACAACUCCUAACCUGUACGUCUGUGGAACGUGGGAGGAAACCGGAGCACCCGGAGGAAACCCAUGCAGACACACUGGGAUAACGUACAAACUCCUUACAGACAGCGGUGAUUAUAUUCUUGACGCAAAGCCAAAAGAGAUCACAGAUGCUCAGAGACUGAACUAUGAGCAGAACAUGAGUGAUGCAAUGGCCAUAUUACACAAGCUGCAGACGGGAUUGGAUGUAAAUGUAAAGUUUACUGGUGUAAGAGUAUUUGAAUAUACACCUGAGUGCAUUGUAUUUGACCUCCUUGAUAUUGCACUUUACCAUGGAUGGUUGGUGGACCCUCAGAAUGCUGAUCUAGCGAAAGCAGUGGGAAUGUGCAGUUAUAACCAGCUGGUGGAGAAGAUUAUCUUCUGUAAGCAGUCAGAGAACAGUGAACUAGUCAGUGAAGGUUAUGUUGCAGAACAGUUUUUGAACAACUCGGCAACUCAGUUGACAUACCAUGGGUUAUGUGAACUGAUUUCUACGGUUGAAGAAGGAGAAUUGUGUGUGUUCUUCAGAAAUAACCAUUUUAGCACUAUGACAAAAUGCAAGGGCCAACUUUACCUACUGGUGACGGACCAGGGCUUCCUUACAGAAGAGAAAGUGGUCUGGGAAAGUUUGCACAAUGUGGACGGAGAUGGGAAUUUCUGUGAUUCCGAUUUUCAUCUGAGACCUCCAUCUGACCCAGAAACUGUGUACAAAGGACAGCAGGAUCAAAUAGAUCAGGACUAUCUGAUGGCCUUGUCCUUACAGCAGGAACAGCAAAGCCAGGAUUUAACCUGGGAGCAGAUACCUGAAGGAAUUAGUGAUCUGGAGCUGGCAAAAAAACUGCAGGAAGAAGAAGACCGACGAGCAUCCCAGUACUAUCAUGAACAGGAGCAAGCCGCUGCAGCACAGAGCCAGGAAGGACAGCAAUCACAGGCAGCAGUAGCAGCUGCUGGGAAACAGCCAGGAGGCACCGAACGGAAACAGCGCAAGGAAGCGAAGGAAAAAGACAAGUGUAUUCUCUUGUGAUGGAGAUGGAAUUUUACCAGAAACUAAAUGCGUAACCCUUUUAAAAGAAUCCAGUGAUAUGCCGUCUGUGCCUGAUCCUUAAUUGUUUGUAUUUUGAGAAGUGAAAGGAUGACUUCUUUAAUACAGUCGGCCAAACUCUCUCUGUUGCACAAUGCACUAUAUUCACAAUGGAGUUUCUACGGUAUUGGUUGAUGCAGUUACAUUUCAUUUGACAUAAAUCAUUGUUUAAAACGUGGAAAGCACCUUUACAUGUAACAGUAAAAUUGCCAUGCCUCUUCUCAAUAUUGUGCAUUAAUUAAUGCAAUCAGCUAAUAAGCUAUUCUGGAUAAUACUGCCUCAGUUUUGUUAUAGAACAAUGAUUGGCAGUUUCAUGGUUUCCUUAGUUUUCAUUCUCUGCUUACAAUAAGAGAAAAUAGAAUAUUUUUAGCUUUCCUUGACUGCUCCUAGAAUUGAACUCUUAGGGAGAUAAAGGCAAAACACUUAAAAGGUCAUUCACUUUGGGGAUUGUUUAAGAUGCUAACACAAAUUCUGCUGGUGUACAAACGUAGAACUGGACAAUCUUUUCUAAAGAUGAAGAGUCAUUUUUUUUGUACGAGCCAUAAUAAGGGAUGCAAGGAGAGGGGUAAAUAUUUGUCAGUAGUGGUCUGUCUUGCUUCAAGUUUUCUUUAACUGAAUAUGCUGCAUUUUGCAUGGUUUUAAAAUUGUUCCAACAAGAGUCACUCUGGGGAAGUGUGUAACAGAUAUUUGAUUAUGUAAAAUAUCAGAAGUUUUUGUUUUAAAAAGAAGAGCAAGUGAGUAAGCUUAGUAUUUUGACCAAAUAUACUUUCUGGCAAAUAAGAAAAUAGUUUCAGGUUGGCUAAGAGAUGAUAAAGUUCUUGCUUGAAUAAGGAUGUUGCAAACCCUUCUCCAAGGGUUGGAUCUCUUUGAUCGGUCAGUGAAAAGCAGAACUGCCGUCAGCUUUACAGUGACUGAAGUUUUGGUUCUGAAUUCCUCAGUGAUGAAUAAUUUACCCAGUCAUUGUGAUCUUUCAUCUUUACUAAUACCUUCAAGUUUAUUUGGUCAAGUAUUAUCCAUGCCGUAGACAGUAGCAAAGUUAUUUUUCUCAAGGGGACCAAUAUUCAGAAAUGGGGAAUUUUAAAACAUUAAGGAAGAAACAACAUAACUUUGAUACUGUCACAUGUGGAUUUUGUACGUUUAAACAGUUAUUUUUCCUUUGGUAUGAUGGUAAGAUGUUCCACAUAUAUUGUUCACUGGGCACUGUUGCUGGAACGCAAGUAAAUACCAAAUUGUUGAUGUUGAAGGAAAAUUGUCUUGAAGGAUCAUUUUAUACUGUUUCAGAUUAGUAUUAUCACUCUAAUAAUGUAGCUGUUUUGUAGAUUUUAGUACAUUGACCAGUUUAUUUAUUUGAAUACCUCUAAUAAGGCACCCUCAGUUAGAGUGCUUGAAGCAGCUAUGUAACCAGAUCAACAACCUGUCAGUGACUGAGAGGGAUGAAAAUGAAGCAUUUAACCUGUUUACUAAGUCAUAAAUAUUUAUUCAUUGAGAAACAAUUUGUUAAAUUAUUUUGAGAUGGGCAGCCCAGAGAAUCUUUUUUGUUUGAGUUUUGAAAGAAUCACGUUGCACUUAGAAAUUUCCUUUUAUCAAAAAUUCUUUACCAGGAACAGAUAUGAUGAAGAUUAUUGAGGGAGAUUGCAUUGAACUGCCCAGAUGUAUUGUGAAUUUGCUCACAUUUAUAGUGCAUGACAAUUCUAGUAGUACAUAUGGUAAAUGUUCACACAAAUGCUUAUGUAAAGUUGUAUUUUCCUCUUCAAAAUAUGUUGAUAUUAAAAGCACCAGGAUUUCAAAUAUGUAUGGAUCUAAUUAUUUGCAAUCCUGUACGAGCAAUUAUUUGUGUUUUCUUUAAAUUGUGAAUAUAUUUAGACCAGACUGAUGCAGGGGGUGCAUUGUGAUAGAAUUGGUCACCAAUAAUAGCCCUUUCGAGUCCAUUUUAUGACAGGGGAGUUGCAUUGAAAGUUAUUAUCAGUGCAGGGCUACAUUGGCCUUUCAGUUGGGGGCUGGGCAUAGUCUUGAGUCACAAGUGUAGGCCUGUUUGUGGUACCUUGACUGGUAAACAUCCCAGAGUGUGCAACUAUUUUAAUAUGCUAAAUGUUUCACAAGGAUUGAUCAAAAUGAUGCUGAAAGUCUCGAGGACUGAUUAUGCUUUAAAUCUCACCUUGUUUUGCACAGUUGUCUGCCACAAGGAUGGGUGUAAUUGAACUAUUCUGCAAAGGGAAUUUUGCAGAUUUUCUGAAUGUUGGUUCUGAAUGCUUUACUGAAAUUCGGUGCAUGUGAGAGCUCAUUGAAGAUUUCAUUGCUCAAUUAAAAACUAUGUGUUGCUAUUUCAUCAUUCACGAUGGAAUAUUGGCCAGACAUUUUAAUCAUGUCAACUUCUCUCUUGGAGACUUAAUCUCUUACAACACCAGCGGGUAUUGGGUUUUGUCAUUUGUUUAUUACAACAGGAUGCACAAUAUAGUUCAAGCCGUUGUACCUGUGUAUUUCACCAUAAUUAACAACAGAAGAGGAAAGUAUUGACCAGAACCUGUUACUUACAAGAACUUUUGUUGCACCUUUAAAUUUUGUUGCUGUGCUUAUUUUGAGACUUAUUUACCAAAAUACUUGUGAAUUAUAUUUAAUAUACAUGAUGGAAAAGAUGUAUGAUUUGCUGUCUGUAACUUUUGAUGUCUUCUAAAUUGCAGCUACUUUUCCACUUAAUAUUGUAUACCUGUACUGUUACAAGUCCUGCAUUUGUGAGUGUCUGCCCCAUGGUUGAUGCUGAUUACAAGACAUUCUGUUCUCUUCUAUAUUUGACCAAACAUGUAUGUAGCAUACUGCCUUGAUGUGUGUUAUGUACUUGUUAGUGUGGAUCACAUGAAUUUCAACAGUCUCCUCCCCUUCCUUCCUACAGCAGCACAAAAAUAUUUUAUUUGGCACUUGGCACUCUAACUUUUUUUUAAUGACUUUGUAUUGAAUGUAGACAACUCUCUUCAGUUUGUACUUCUGGCAUUAAAUGACUGUAACUGACAAAAUAGUUAAUUUUUUACUGUAUUCAUUUUGUGCAGUUUGGGACAAAUGGGAGGAGACAGUGGUAUAUUGUGCCAUGGUUUUAAAGAUUCCAUAUUUACAGUAAUAGAUUUGAGGCAUUUAUGUAUUUUCAUUCAUGAUUUUUGUUUUGAAAUCGACUAGGAAUUGAGUAAAGUUUUAUUCUAGGUUUAUGAAAUCUUAAAAUAGGAUAAAAAGGCAUCACAUGUAAUGUGGAAAAUGUAAAGGGGGGGAAAUAAUCUGUAGAAAACUGAACCAAAGUGUUGAAAAUGAGGGAAUAGUUGUGGGGAAAUUGUGGAAGAUGGUGUACACGAGGUGGAACAUCAGUACUAUGAGCUUAAUCAAAAUGAUAAGAAAAACACUGCCCACACUAUGUCAGAAUUACUGAUGUUUACACCAGAAAACUGACAUGUACAUUUAUUCACUGACGUGUCUCGUUACGCAGCUUUUUUUCUGUGUAUUUGGCAUAGAACAAGCAUGGGUUACUGAAUGGUAUCAGAUAGUCUCGUAUAAAACUUUGCAAGGAAUUUUAGGAAAAGGUAUACUGUGACCAAAUCAGCUCUACCAGCUGAACUGUACACCCAUUAGUGCCUAGAUAACCAUCAAAAAGAGUGAACUGUGGCUUUAUUUGCGGUUUUACAAGUGAAACAUUGAGAAUCAUGUUACAUUGGAGCAUAACAUUUUGGGUGACUGUCUUUAAUUUAUUUGAUAUCAAUUAGUGCAAAAACUUCAGUUGCAGAAUGAUGUUGAAAUUGGUAAUACUCCAGACUAAAAUAAAAAAAAUCAU
Molecule: messenger RNA, 6172 nt
Organism: Pristis pectinata (smalltooth sawfish)
Lineage: Eukaryota; Metazoa; Chordata; Chondrichthyes; Rhinopristiformes; Pristidae
Gene: mindy2
Product: MINDY lysine 48 deubiquitinase 2
Exons: 10
Coding region: 445-2307 (620 amino acids)
Biological process (GO): protein K48-linked deubiquitination
Cellular component (GO): cell periphery; cytosol
Molecular function (GO): K48-linked deubiquitinase activity; cysteine-type carboxypeptidase activity; cysteine-type deubiquitinase activity
Source: RefSeq, a predicted model, not a curated record